This is a messenger RNA of Coniosporium apollinis CBS 100218, 597 nucleotides long. RefSeq lists its product as uncharacterized. Bases 1 to 597 code for a protein of 198 amino acids. The record is from RefSeq and is a predicted model, not a curated record. The transcript has 2 exons. NCBI's taxonomy places the organism in Eukaryota, Fungi, Ascomycota, Dothideomycetes.
AUGUACUCCUUCCUUCUACUCGCGCUCCCACUCCUUGUCGCAGCCGAGUCCGGUUACCGCCCUGCGCUUGAGAUCCGUCAAUCCACAGUCCAAGAAGUCUGCGGCUCUGGCGGCGUAGAUUGCGGAGACGGCUGGUGCUGCUUCGCCGGCAACACGUGCGCAUCGGCAACAGGCGGCUUCGGCGAGAAGCAAUGCCUCACCUCGAUCGGCGACACCACACUGACCAUCGUCGCCUUCCCCUACCGCUCCGAAGCAGCGCAGUCCUUGAGCUACCCCACUGAAGCGGCGUCGUCCCUCGGAGCGGUUCUGUCAUCUGCUACACGCGUAGCGUCCCUCUCCUCCGAUCUGGCAGCCUUUUCUUCGGAUCUCGCAUCUCUGACCUCGGGGUUCGCUAGUCUGAGCAGGACGCUCUCCCAGUUUCCAACCAUCACGGGGCCGAUGUCCGGUGGCGAUGCAACAACUCAACCCAGGGCUGGCGGAGGCGAUGCGGAUGCCGCUGCGGGCUUGAGAGCGCCUGGAUUGGCGGUGUUUGCGGGCACGGCUGCGGUGUGGGUUAUUGCGGGUUUGGCGGGCGGAGCGUGGGUGUUGGCGCACUGA